CUCCCGGGCAGCGGCGGGGCCGGAGCGGCGCCGAGGAGGGGACAAGACCAGGGCAGGAGGGACCCGGCCGGCGCAGCAAGAUGCUCUCCUGGCGGCUGCACACGGGCCCCGAGAAGGCCGAGCUGCAGGAGCUCAACGCGCGGCUCUACGACUACGUGUGCCGGGUGCGGGAGCUGGAGCGCGAAAACCUGCUCCUGGAGGAGGAGCUGCGCGGCCGGCGCGGGCAGGAGGCCCUGUGGGCCGAGGGGCAGGCCCGCUUCGCCGAGGAGGCGCGCGGCUUGCGGCAGCAGCUGGACGAGCUGAGUUGGGCCACGGCGCUGGCCGAGGGCGAGCGCGACGCGCUGCGGCGCGAGCUGUGGGAGCUGCGGCGGCUGGGCGACGAGGAGCGCGCGGCCCGCGGCCGCCUGGACGCCGAGCUGGGCGCGCAGCGGCGCGAGCUGCAGGAGGCGCUGGGCGCGCGCGCCGCCCUCGAGGAGCUGCUGGGCCGCCUGCAGGCCGAGCGCCGCGGCCUCGAAGCGGCCCGCGAGCAGGACGUGCGGGAGCUGCGCGCGCGCGCCGCCCGCCUGGCCCUGAGCUACCGCGCCCGCGCCCCCGGCCCCGGCCCCGGCCCCGGCCCCGCCGCGCCCCCGCCGCGCCUGCGGGAGGUGCGCGACGGCUACGCGCUGCUGGUGGCCGAGGCGUGGCGGGAGACGGCGCGGCUGUACGAGGACGAGGUGCGCGGGCUGGAGGAGGCGCUGCGGCGCGGCCAGGAGAGCCGGCGCGAGGCCGAGGAGGAGACGCGGCUGUGCGCGCAGGAGGCCGAGGCGCUGAGGCGCGAGGCGCUGGAGCUGGAGCGGCUGCGCGCGCUGCUGGAGCAGGAGCUGCUGCGGGUGCGGGGGGAGUACGAGCUGCAGGCGGAGGAGCGGCAGAGCGUGAUCGCCUGCCUGGAGGAUGAGAAGGCGGCCCUCACCUUGGCCAUGGCUGAUCGGCUGCGGGAGUAUCAGGAGCUUGUGCAGGUGAAGAAUGGCCUCAGCCUGGAGGUGGCCACAUAUCGAGCCUUACUGGAAGGAGAGAGUGAUCCAGAGAUAUUGAUCUUGACUGAAUGCAUUGAAAACAUGCCACAAGAGCUCAGGAGCACGCCCUAUGGAUACACCAACACGAUGUUACAGAAGGAAAAUGAAAGGAAUCUGUUUGCAAGGCAGAAAGCCCUGGCGGCCAGCUUUAGCCACAGCCCAGUGCGGCGCUCUCACCUGGUGCCACAGUCCACCGUGGGAAGUGCUGCCGGAAGAGGCUUCCUAGGCUCAGAAUAUUCUUCCCGUACCACCAGCCGGCAGGAAACAACUUACGAAAAAGCUACCAACUCUCAUGAGAAAACUGCCAAGGGUCACACCAGCUUCAGAACUUUCUCUCCCACGCAUGGUCUUUUAAGAGAUACAGAAGCUCCCGUGAAAACAUUCCUCGAUAGGCCCAGGACUGCAGGUACGAAAGAUGCCUCCACUCCUGAAGCCAAAGAGCCUGCCAUAGCCCCAAAGUCCUCCCGAGAAUGCCGGGAUGACGUGUCAGCAGGUGCUUCCAGAAGCACCUGGUCAAGCGAGAGGACCGUCAUUGUGGGACAGAAGACAGAAGCUAACGCCACGAGGGAGCAAGACAGAAACAGGCCAGGAGCUGUCCAGAUGAAGCGAGAAGAGAAAAUGUUCGAUUCCAAGGAGAGGGCUUCAGAGGAGAGAAACCUACGGUGGGAAGAGCUGACAAAGUUAGAUAAAGAAGCAAGAACGAGAGAGAGCCAGCAACUGAGAGAUAAGGAGAGAGGGAAGGAGCCAGUGAAGGAAAAGAGUGCAAGAGAAAGAGAGGUGCCGAUCAGUCUAGAAGUCUCCCGGGAUAGCUCACCACAGGCAGCCCGGAGAACUUUGCAGACGCUGCUGCAGGAGGACGCAUGUGACGGUGUGGGGACCCGGGAGGCCGGCUCCAGGCUGGGCCCCGGUGUCCCCACCAGCUCCCUGAAAGGCGAGUCCACCACUGAAACCGUGGCUGAAAACAUUGUGUCCAGUAUCCUGAAGCAGUUUACCCAGUCUCCAGAUACAGAGGCAUCUGCCACUUCUUUUCCAGACACGAAGGUCACGUACAUGGACAGGAAAGAGCUCCCCGGGGACAGGAAAACUAAGACCGAGAUCGUCGUGGAGUCGAGGCUGACGGAGGAGGUGGACGUUUCAGACGAAGCUGGCCUGGACUACCUUCUGAGCAAGAAUGUGAAGGAGGUGGACGUGAAAGGGAAGUCGGCCGAGCGGAUGCUAGGAGACAUAAUCAACCUGGGGCUGAAGGGAAGAGAGGGGAGGGCCAAGGUGGUCAACGUGGAGAUCAUUGAGGAACCCAUGAGCUAUGUCAGUGCUGAGAAGGCAGAGUUUUCUACCCCAUUCGAAGUGGAGGAGGUGGACGACGUGUCUCCCGCCUCCAAGGGGCUCGUUGAGGAAGAAGAGAGUUAUGGAGAAGUGGAUGUCAUGGUCUCUGGUCGUCAGCAUAAGAAGACCAAGCGGCCCCAUGAGAACGAAACCCGAGUUGAAGAAGUCAUGGAGGCCAGUGACUCGGAGGGAGGAGAACAGAGUUAUUUUGUGUCAACACCAGAUGAGCACCCUGGGGCACAGGACAGGGAUGAGGGCUCCGUGUAUGGGCAGAUCCACAUCGAAGAGGAAUCCACCAUCAGGUACUCUUGGCAAGACGAGAUUGUGCCAGGGACUCGGAGAAGGAUCCAGAAGGAUGCUGUGUCGGGGGAGGCAGUUGUGAAGCCAGCGGAUGUCUUUGAACCCCCUCAUGGGGAGGACGUGGGCUUUAUUCACUGGACGGAACAGGUUAGAAGUGGUGAAUUUCAUGCCGAACCCACCAUCAUUGAGAAGGAGAUCCAGAUACCACCUGAGUUCCACACGUCCAUCCAGGGGGCCACCAAGGAACCCAGACGCCAGCUGGUAGAGGUGAUCGGGCAGCUGGAAGAAAGCCUUCCGGAGCGCAUGAAGGAGGAGCUGUCUGCCCUCACCAGAGACAGUCAGGGCAGCCCGGAGAACGUCUCCAUCGAUGUAAAGAAAGUCCACACCGCUGGUGGUAGGUCCGUGACCUUGGUUGCGCAAGUCAACCUCUCGAAAACCGUGGACGCCAAUCAGCUAGACCUGGAGGAGCUGAGCAGAGAUGAAGCUGGGGAAAUUGAGAAGGCUGUGGAGUCAGUGGUACGGGACAGCUUGGCCAGGCCGCCUGGAAGCCCGGACAGGGAGAGUGCGGCCGAGGUUCCUGCCGCCGGCCUUGGCUUCAAGCGCUGGGCCACCCAGGAACUGUACCGUCCCUACGGGGAGGAGGACCGGGCCGGCCUGGCCUCUCCCAGCACCGAGGCCGCCGCGCCCCAGGGCCCCGUGUCAGCCACCGUGGAGGUCACCAGCCCGAGGGGCUUUGGCCAGUCACACGUGCUAGAGGAUGUCAGCCGCUCUGUCAGGCGAGUCAUGGUAGGCCCCGCCGGAGUCUGGAGGACGGAGCAAGUCUCUCGAGAAGGACCCACUGCGCAGGUUGUGGAGGUGGAUGUGAGCGACACAGAGGCGACUCCCCGCUGGACGCAAGAGACCUCAGUCUUCUUCCCAGGGGGGACAGAAGCAGCAGUGCAGGGCGCCCCUGACCCCGGUGCCUGGAGGGACGUGGGUGGGGCAAGCGCCUGGGUGGCCAGCGUGAGUUUCCAGGGCUCUGCCGGGGACGCACGCCAGGUCCCCGGAGACCAGGCCAAGGAGCAGGCUGAGUUUGACAAGACGGUGCAGCUCCAGAGGAUGGUAGACCAAAGGUCGGUGAUUUCGGAUGAAAAGAAAGUCGCCCUCCUCUAUCUAGACAACCAGGAGGAGGAGAGUGAGGGACACUGGUUUUGAGACGUAUGUUGUUUUCCCGAGGUUACUUACCUGGUAACGGGGCAGCACACAAAGGCCUUUACUAAUUUGAAGGAGCAGGGCUCACUCAUGUAUUAAGGCUCCUUCUGUUUCUCCAAAGGGCGCUCUGGGCUCUGUCAAUUUACUUAAUAAUCUGCAAAGUUUGCAAAUCAACUCACGCCAUUGAAGGCGUUGGGAGUUUCAUUUUUGAGGCGGAACUUGGAACAAAAUUAGUUUUUAUCGCUUCAGUCUUAAAAGUUCCUUCUCCUGGACCAGAGUCUCUCCACUCCUAGAGACAAUUUCUACCAGUUUUGCUCCUGGUCACAGAAAUGCCUCGCAUCUGUCUGAAAUCACAAUUAACUAUCUGUAGGUAAGAGGUCUUUAUGGUAACAAGAUCAAAAUAUAUUUACGAGUCCAUCUUACUUGCAUGUGCGAAUACGAAAUAACAAAUAACCUUUAAAAGGAAAAAUGCAUACAUUUUUUCUCUUCUAAGUCUUCUCAAAAAGAAAUCCUCGGAAGGAAGCAGAUUGCUUCUUCUAUUAUAAAAAUAAAUUCUAAAUGAUUUUUA
Nyctereutes procyonoides (raccoon dog) is the source of this 4434-nucleotide messenger RNA. It is a transcript of the gene SYNM, whose product is annotated as synemin. The coding region runs from base 81 to 3869 and encodes 1262 amino acids. The transcript is spliced from 5 exons. Lineage: Eukaryota; Metazoa; Chordata; Mammalia; Carnivora; Canidae. The record is from RefSeq and is a predicted model, not a curated record. Gene Ontology annotation, biological process: fast-twitch skeletal muscle fiber contraction; intermediate filament cytoskeleton organization. Gene Ontology annotation, cellular component: sarcolemma; intermediate filament; costamere. Gene Ontology annotation, molecular function: vinculin binding; structural constituent of muscle; intermediate filament binding.